AUGCAGUCUCCUGCAGCCCAGGACGACUUUGCCUUGCCCAGAACACCCAAUUCAGGGGAUGGAUGGCCCCGGAGAUCGAGUCGGAUCCGGGUCACGCGUGCCUGCGACCGUUGCAAGAAGAGAAAGGUUCGCUGUAAUGGCCACCAACCAUGCGAUGUGUGCCUUCUGGCGGCGGUGACUUGCUCCUACAAUGCCUCGUACACGAGAGGCAGACGACCAGCCAUUCGCGUUACCCGUGUUGGGCCUUCGCCUAAACUCGCUGCGAAUCCACCACCUGCCCAAGUUGACAGCCAGCCGCCGGCGAGUGUGCUCAACAACGACAGAAAUGACAUCAACGACACCACCCCCAGCCGUCCAGGUGCCGUGGAUGAAACACUGAGCCUUGCGUCCCGGCAGGAUGAAUCCAUGUCGCUCACCGACCCGAUCUCUCGUGCAUCGCCCCAGCCGACCCAGAUAGAUCUCCAGGGCCACUAUGUAGGUCCCUCAUCGGGUAUCUCGUUCCUCUCCCGAGUUCAGAGCCGGUUUGGGCAGUCGGUAUCGUUUCCGCGCGGCUUAUCCGUCUUCAACUUCGGUGACGCCCCAUUGCUUCACCAGGAUACUCAUCUGAACGCUGGAAAUGUUACAUCGUCGUAUGCCGAUCCGACAUUGGCUCUGUUGCUCAACCGAGAAGACACAGCCCGUCUUCUUCGGAGGUACUUUGAUUUCGCAGUACCCGUCGACCGCUUUCUACAUCGACCAACUAUCGAGCAAUGGUACGAGGAGUUUUAUGAGACCAGAGGUCUAAUGCACGACAGGAAUGCGGCACCCACUCAGAUAGCCGUACUAUUCAUGAUCUUUGCUAUCGCACAGGAGCAUUCGAUUCACAACUCUUCCCCUACAGAAGCCGAGACGAGUGUUCGAUACUUUGAAGCAGCGAAUCAUCAAUUGUCCAAAGAGCAGGGAACGGUGAGGCUUGCAAGCAUCCAAGUUCGUCUCUGCCAAUGCCUCUGGUUCCUAUCACAGUCACGGAUCAACCACUGCUGGAGCCUUUUCGGGACGAUCGCUCGUUUAAUGUUUGCUCUUGGGCUACAUAGAAAUAGACACGCGUUCUCAAACUCCAUGACCCAGAUCGAGAUUGAGUGUCGUCGCCGCACAUUUUGGAGCGCCUACAGUCUCGACAACUAUCUUAGCAUGGCCCUUGGGAGGCCGCGCACUUUCAAUGAUAAGGAUAUUGAUCAGGAGCUCCCUUCAUGUGUGGACGACCACGAGAUCGAUGGCAACAUAAACAGGUCUGUCUCGCCUUGCGGACACGGACUAUCUGCCAUGUUCGGACCAAUAAGCUAUGCAAGGUUAUGUCGGAUAUUGAGUGGUGUUCUGAGUGACAUCUACUCGAUCCAACCAAUGACCAUGACUGAACGGAUCGAUCAUACAGCGACAUAUAUGAAACAGCUGAAAACAUGGCGCAUGGAAAUGGCCAGUUUUCUCGAUCAAACGAACUCCAACGCCGCCCCAUUGGUUUUGAUUUUCCAGCGACAGAAGAAUGUGCUAAAUCUAGCAUACUGGCAUACAGCAAUUCUAACGAAUCGCCCACUCCUACUCACUAAUUUUGCCCGAUUGACAAACAGCACCCGCACACGGCAACCAGGGGAAGACGAGCGCAGGGCUCAUAUCGAUGAGAGUGUCUCCGAGUGUCUGCAUGCUGCACUGGAAAUUGUCGGCAUAGUGGACAUGAUGACCAAAGCAAAGCAACUCCUUCGUGCCUUCUGGUUUACUCCCUAUUUUGCUUUCUCUGCGUCUGUCAUCCUGUAUGUCUACACCAUACAACACAGCAAGGAGCCGGAGGAAGUUUAUCGGCUAUACCUCGCCGCCGCAGAGCGCUGUCAGCAGCAGAUCAUGAACAUAGCCGAAGAAGGAUCCUUGACUUCCCGAUACUGUGUUGUCCUGGAAGAGCUGCGUGCCGAGGCCGUCCGACAAAUUGCUCCAGCUGAGGCCUAUAAAGAGCGACCAGCGCAGCCUUCUUCCACAAUGGAGACAAGGACUGAGGAAAUUGAGCCCUUUGCUUCGAAUAUAGGAGAUCUGCCAGCAGGAUUCUCCAUAAUAUCCCCAGACUUUGCAGCGAUGGGUCAGCUGGAUGAUUUACACGUUAGUCCUGGUGACUCUCUGGAGGACCUAACAGGGUGGGGCCAGUUUGAUUCGAUGGUUGUGUCUGGCUUCAAUAGCGUGUAUCAUUUCAACUAA
Molecule: messenger RNA, 2217 nt
Organism: Aspergillus affinis
Lineage: Eukaryota; Fungi; Ascomycota; Eurotiomycetes; Eurotiales; Aspergillaceae
Product: Zn(II)2Cys6 transcription factor
Exons: 6
Coding region: 1-2217 (738 amino acids)
Biological process (GO): positive regulation of transcription by RNA polymerase II; DNA-templated transcription
Cellular component (GO): nucleus
Molecular function (GO): sequence-specific DNA binding; zinc ion binding; DNA-binding transcription factor activity, RNA polymerase II-specific
Source: RefSeq, a predicted model, not a curated record